Molecule: messenger RNA, 1801 nt
Organism: Jatropha curcas
Lineage: Eukaryota; Viridiplantae; Streptophyta; Magnoliopsida; Malpighiales; Euphorbiaceae
Product: pentatricopeptide repeat-containing protein At5g15010, mitochondrial
Molecular function (GO): protein binding
Source: RefSeq, a predicted model, not a curated record
CACUGAACAGGCCCAUCAUCAUCGUCAUCAAUGAGUAACAACAAUUCAAUGUUUCCAAUUAGGGUUUUUGAACUCUCUCUCUCCUCUUUUAUCUUUCCUCCCCAAAUCCCCAAAAUAAACCAAAUUAAUCGAUCGAUCAACCUAUCUCCUUGUUAUGGCCCGGACCAGUAACAGGAAGAGGAUAAGGAGCGGGAGUCACCACGACGACCACCACCACCGCGACGCCAUAAAAAAACACCAUUUCCGCUCUCCUUCUUCCUCCUCCAGAGCUACAGCGGAGCAUCAAUCUUCAUAUUCUCCAAAACGCCCAAAUUUCCCUUCUUAUAUAGAUACUCCAAAUCUCCCUUCUAAAAUUAAGCUCCUUUGCGAACUCAUAGCCAACACUCCUUCCUCCGCUGUCGAAUCCGCAAUCACCGACGCUGGUGUUCGAGUUUCCCAGUCUGACGUUGAACAAGUCCUCAAGCUUUCCUACUCCUUCCCUGGACCUGCCGUCAAGUUUUUCCGUUGGUCCGGGUUUCAGCUUCAAGAUAAUCAUAGCCCUUAUUCUUGGAAUCUUGUUGUUGAUCUUUUAGGUAAGAAUUGUUUGUUUGAUGCAAUGUGGGAUGCAAUUAAGUCUAUGAAGCGAGAAGGGUUGGUUUCUUUAGCCACUUUUGCCUCUGUUUUUGGUAGUUAUGUUAUUGCUGGUCAAGUAAAAGAUGCUAUUAUGACAUUUGAAGUUAUGGAUCAAUAUGGAUGUAGCCGAGAUAUUGUUGCUUUGAAUUCAUUAUUGAGUGCUAUUUGUAGAGAUGGGAAAACCGAUGAUGCUCUUCAGUUUUUGCGUGUAGCCAAGAAUGCAAUUAGGCCUGAUGCCGAUACAUACGCAAUUUUGUUGGAAGGAUGUGAAAAGGAAGGGAAUGUACUUGAUGCUAGAGAAACUUUUAUGGAGCUGGUAAAUGAUAUUGGCUGGGAUCCUAGUAAUCUUCCAGCUUAUGAUACAUUUUUGUGUACUUUGCUUAUGGGCCGUGAAGGAUUGAAUGAGGCCAUUCAGUUUUUGCAGAUGAUGAAAGAUCGGAGUUGUUUUCCAGGAAUAAGAUUUUUUAGAGCAGCAUUACAAGAGUGCUUGAAGUUGAAUGAUAUUAAGAGAGCUACUUAUGUUUGGGAGGUGAUGGUGGAGAGAAAAGGGUUUAUGCCUGAUACGGAAUUGUAUAAUUUGAUGAUUGCUUUACAUUGUUAUACUUGUAAUACUGAUGUUGCAGAAAAGUUUUUGGAUGAGAUGGUUUAUAAUGGUGCGUUUCCCGAUAGGCAAACAUAUGAUGUUUUGUUUCAAUUCUUGAUUAAGGGUAGGAAGUUGAAGGCAGCAUCAGCGGUGUUCAAUGAGAUGAUUAAAAACGAGUACGUUCCUAAUCAAGCAAAUUGUAGCGCAGCAGUUAGGGUGUAUAUGCAUUCGCAGGAUCCUUGCAUGGCAAUCAAAAUUUGGAAAUGCAUGGUGGAGAAUUAUGAAUCAGACUUGGAAGAGACAGGGAAUUUGUUGGUUUCUGAGCUUUGUGAUCUCCACAUGGAUCCCGAAGCACUAAAAUACACUGAGGGUAUGGUUGAAAAAGGAAUCAGGGUUACCUCUUCCUCAUUGGCAAAAUUGAAACAAAGACUUAUUCGGGGAAGAAAGGAAUUUGUAUACGAAGCACUUGUACAAAAAUUAAAAGCUCACUAGGUAGGCUAGGUCUUUAACAAAUCUAAACAUCACUAACAGAGUAAAAUGCUUACAUUGAUAUCACAAUAUUAGUAUAUAUAACUUUUGCAUUUUUUACUGGAUAUCUUUUUUGAA